AUGACUAAACCCAAUCUUGCUGUUUAUGGGGCUGAUGCACGAAUUCCUGACGGUACUGAGGAAAAUGAAGAAAUGGAAAGGGCUGUGUUUACUGGAGACACUUUGUUAGUUGGUGGAUGUGGAAGAAUCGUUGAAGGAGACGCCAAAGACAUGUACAACGUUCUUUAUAACAUAUUAGGAAAGCUUCCAAAAGAUACAAAAGUUUACUGUGGCCAUGAAUGUGCUAGACUAAAUCUUCAGAAAAAAUUGUCAUGGUCUCAAACUACACAUUGUACCGUUCCUAGCACUAUUGAAGAAGAAUUAGAAUAUAACCCCUACCUAAGGGUUUCGGAUCCAGCUAUUCAACAAGCCACAGGCGUUACUGAUCCAUACGAAGUUACUCGAAUGCUGAGAGCAUUAAAUGACACGUUCAUGAGUCAAACGGAUGGAAGCAAUGGAUUGGGAGUUCAUGGGAUUAACGAAAGUGAAAAUAAUGUUAAUGAGAUGAAUGGAGUUCAUAAUGGAAUCGCAG
Racocetra fulgida is the source of this 511-nucleotide messenger RNA. NCBI's taxonomy places the organism in Eukaryota, Fungi, Glomeromycota, Glomeromycetes, Diversisporales, Gigasporaceae. The record is from the annotation of a GenBank genome assembly.